Messenger RNA from Seriola aureovittata, 1814 nucleotides. RefSeq lists its product as uncharacterized. The record is from RefSeq and is a predicted model, not a curated record. Lineage: Eukaryota; Metazoa; Chordata; Actinopteri; Carangiformes; Carangidae. The transcript has 6 exons. The coding region runs from base 33 to 686 and encodes 217 amino acids.
GCUUCACAGCCGCUCUCUUCUCACAGCAGUGGAUGAAUGUUCGCGGGGGAUGUAAAGUGUCACGCAGGGAAAACAUGGCGUGGAUUCUGAUCGUGCUCAUCUCUAUGUGGAUGUACCUGGUGAAGAUGUCUCCGCCCCUCUAUGACGCAGAGGAGAACGGUGACAUCACCAUCGGAUGGGACUUUCAGACCACAGCCGACAUGACUCGCAGCAACAUGGUUUGUUUUCUCCAGUCGGAGCCUCUGAAGCUUUUCUAUCAGAUGAUAAAGGGCGUCGAGGCUCCGGAGUCUCAGCAUCAGCAGUUUGCAGGACGGGUUCAGUGCGACGGAGACGCUCUCAGAGACGCACGAGUCAGACUCCACGUGUCCGCAGUCACAGCCGAAGACUCUGGAAACUACAGGUGUGAUCUGGCUGCUGCUUACGACAAAACCACGAGGCGGUGGGAGCUGGAGGCCUCUGAGGAGUUUGUCUUGAGUGUAAACCAAAAGAACGUCAACACACCUGGCCGGACAACUACUCCAGGUGCUAAGCAACCAGCAGGAGCCCCAGAGCAGGGACGAGACAGAUGCAAGACACCAAGCAGAGUUGGACCGUACCUGGCAGCUGUAGCUCUUAUAGUGCUAGUCGCCUACGCCGUGUAUCUGGUGGCUGAAGCGACGCCGUGUCUCGCAGCACUGGUUGGUUGACGUCUACAACAUGAAGGUGGAGCGAUGUCUUGUGUCAUCGAAGGUCAGACGAAGGAGGGAAGCUGCUUCAUUUCACCUCAGGUGCAAGGAGAUCAUGUGACUUCUUAGACCGAUCAAAGCCCAGACGCACCGGCGUGUUGUGGUCCAUGUGUGAGGGUUUCACUUCACAGAGAAGGCCAAAGAUAACCGGAACAUCUGGACAGAAUAUCUUCACAUCUGGUGCAAACAUUCCCCCGGGCUCAAGGAUGAACUAGUUAGGUUUUGGUGGUCAAAGGUCAAAGGUCACGGUUUUUGGCCAUAACUCAGGAAUUCACCUGCUAAUUAACUGUAAGUGGACCGGCUGGCAGACGCAUUCAUCUGGUCCAGAUGUUUAACUCUCAGGUUGUGUGUUUGUUAUAUUUAUUAUAUACAUUUUCUACCUUCCACUGAUUUCACGUAGAGCAAUAUUACACAGGUACGCUGUCACGCUUCUUCCUUUAUAGACAGUAUGAAAGCAGGUGGAAGAAGCUUCACUUCCAACAUUAGUAAAGCAGCUUUUCACUGCUGCAUCUGUUCCAGCUGAAGCUCGUUUGAACUACGUCUCUUUAAGGUGCUUUAGUCCAGAGGUUCCCGAGGCGUCAGGCCACUGUGUGGUUGUAAAGUGUGUUGGUGUCUACUCCAGUUUACAACAGUGUUUUAAUGACAUGUAAUAAAACACUGACUGGAUUUCCUCAGUGAGUCUGAGACACGGAGCAAAGCUGAAGAGCAGCAGCUUAAAGUGGAAAUGACACGAUCACAAACACAAGUGUAGCAUGUGACUUUAACAUUUUUAAUAUGUGUACAUGAAUGUGUGUGAUGUGUUUUCUGUGUGUUAACAUUAUAUAUUUCAUUUAUUUAGUUUAUUAGAGUUUAAGUUUGUUAAAACAACAUAAAAAACUCAUGUCCGACUUCACACUCUGGGAAAGUGUCUCAGACUUUUGGACUCUACUGUUUAUAACAUCAAAUAUACAGACAAGCUGUGGGAUGGAUAUAUAUUUAUACACAUGUCAAUAAUUAAAUCAUACAUAAAUGAAUGUAUACAUUUGUAUAAGCUAGAUAUAUAUAUAUGUCAAUAAAUUAAAUUGUUCCAAUUUCUAACAGGUUUCAUAU